AUGUCACUAAACCCUAACGCUCCUCCAUGGAAUGUUCCUGAUCACAAUAUGGACCACGGCAUGGACCCGCAUGGUCGUCACGGGCACCAAGACCCCCGGUUUCACAAUUUCAGCGGUUACUAUCCUCAGCACAUGCCCAUGCACCAAAUGCAAAGUGUGCAAAAUAUGGGAAUGCCACGGUCUAUGAUGAAUCACGGCUACAACCAUCCAGCUGCUCAUAUACAUCCCAUGCAACAUAGUGCGCCACCCGGUCAGGCGUUCCACCAGGGGCGAGCGCGAGGUCAGGCUUAUCUUGGUGGACACGUGAACGCAAUGCCCGCCGUUCCCGCGCCAUCAUAUAGGAAACAGCACAUUGUGGUGGUGGUGGUGCUCGGUUACAGGUGCGUAGGGAAAACAACUGUUGCCCGACAAAUAGCAAAGGUACGCAACUAUCGGUACGUCUCCCUGAAACCUAGUGAAGAUGCCGGUAGCGUUUCGCCAGAGGCAUUCGUGGCGCCGGUGGUGGAACUUUUGGCCAGUAAGAAUUCAUAUGAAGGUAUAGUCAUUGAUGACAUUGUGUCACAGAAUAAGUACGACCCCUACUACGUACAGUCUGUGUUGCAGAAACACGGACUCAAGCUGGAUGUUGUGGUUUUAUUGGACAGUGAGUUGGACAAUGCAAAGGAAGGCGUGGAUUAUGAAGAUCCGCAGCAGCGGAAGCUGCAUCCAGAGAGCUACGAGUUCUGUGCGUGUCACCUCAAUGGUGGAAAUGCCGUUGUAGUGGAAUGUCGCGGGAAGGAUCUCGACGAAACAGUUGCUGAAGCAAUGCGACAACUGAAUGAUGUGAACAUUGUGAAGGAAUCAACUAUUACGCUAAAGGAGGUUGCGCUAAUGCCCAACUGCCCACUGGUGUGCAACCCAUCAAUGGUGACAGAGGUAUUGGCGGCGCAAAGUGGAGUGUUAGGCCUUGCUGAGUCUGCUUCCUUUCCCUUCUCGGAACCUAAUUACCUGUUAGAGUAUACCAUAUUCGCGCGUCAGGCGCACGCGUUCCGAAGCUAUAUGAUCAUUCCAUGGAUCAAAGGCGAUAAGGUGUCACUCAUUGGUUACAAAGAUGCUAUUUAUUUGCACCUUCCAGCAUAUAAUAUACUAUUUCAACUUAAUGAUAGCCCAACUGCACUAACGCACCUACUCAAAGAGACAACUGCAACGGGCGGAUUGGCCUUCAUAUUCGAGGCCACUUUUGCCGCAAAUAAACUACACGUAUCCGACUUACUCCUGUUGGGUGGCAUGAAAGGAUCCGAAAUGCUGGUAAAUGAACGUGUGGAUUUGUUGAAGGAGAAACUUGGUGAAUUGAGGGAAGGUGCUGUGCAGCUGCUUCCCUGGUACCCUGUAAAGGAUAUGGAGAUGUGCAAGAAGGAAAAUCCAGAAGCAGAUGGCAUACUUUUCGUAAAUCCUGACGGUAUUCAAGUUGGAGAGUACGACAGUCGAAACUAUCUGUACCCGCUGCACAGGAAGAAAACAGUAGAACUUCGCAUAUGGAAUGGUAAUUUCACUGGAGGGGUGUGGACAUUCGAUGCAUACUGUGAGGAGGUGGGUACUGAGAAACUUGUCGAAGGCAUUCCUGUGCACAUCAAUGAUGAUGUUGUGACUGAAUACUGCAUCAAUGAUGGUAACAUUUUGGAGUGCACUCGAGAAGAGCAAAGUGUCGGAACAAAUAAAGCACGCAAAGGGGGGAAACACUACGUGUUCAAGAGCCGUUGUCAGUGGGCUUCCAAGCCAACGACAACAUACAAACAGGAAUGCUUUGUUAAUGAACCCAAGUGGCCAUCAGACCGGCUAGCACAGGCGUGUGCUGCGAUUACUUACACUCCCGCUGUGCGACGGGAAGUGCAGAAUGAAGCUUCUGGGUAA
Trypanosoma brucei brucei TREU927 is the source of this 1890-nucleotide messenger RNA. RefSeq lists its product as hypothetical. The record is from RefSeq and is a predicted model, not a curated record. Lineage: Eukaryota; Euglenozoa; Kinetoplastea; Trypanosomatida; Trypanosomatidae. The coding region runs from base 1 to 1890 and encodes 629 amino acids. The transcript has a single exon.